ACGAUUUUAGCCUCCACACAAGAUCUUGGGUUCACCAUGAACACGCACAUGCACAUAAUCUCUAGUUUGAUAUAACUCUAGAGUUGUCAACCAAACAACUUUCAAAUGACUUCUAGGAAGGUUUCUUCUCCCUUAAGUUGACUUCCAUGGAAGACCACUCUCCCAAGGCGCAGACUCUGCACAUCCAAAUCUUCCAGCGUUAUCUGCAAAUACCAUUACAGACUUCAAAGUGAAACAUUGGUCUAUGGAUUUACAAUUUUCUCUCUUUUUAUUUCACAUCAAUGAGAUAAUAGCUAUAUUUCUUCCGGUUUUGCUUCCAAUAUCAACUAAUCAACAGGCUUUAGUUUGGAUAUUUAGUCUCCACAUUUUUUUUUGUUGAAUGGCAUUGGUCUUGAAAAUUUGUAUAUUAACCAUUCUUCUUGAGUUGUUGUCCAAUGCUGUUAUGCUAUUUUUGCAGAUGUGCUGCUUGAUGAUCUUCUAAUCGCAAAAAAUUCACCUCUUCAGUCUGAAGUUAAUUCUCCCAUCUUCAGUUCCGAUAGAACUCCAACUAUGGCAAGUUCCAAGCUUAACCAGUCAAAUGCAAAGACCGAGUCAGCAUUUGUGCCACCUACUUCAACUGUCAGAUCAGAGAGUGUCUCCUCUAACUUGAGCAUGGAUAAGAAAUCUAUGGAGAACCUGGCUGAGGCUUCAGCAGCUGAAGCUGAGGCAGUUAGUGCUGUCUGGCAAGCUGUAAAGUUAGCUUCUGCAGGCCCUGCAGAAGAGGAGCUUCCAGAUGCGAAAGCAUCUGGAACUCGCAUAAACGAUAAGAUGCAGAUCUCAGAAACCUCCUCAGAUAGCAGCGACACUGAUACCCUUGAGGCAGAUGUCCGCCUCCACCCCAGAGCUGUGGUGGUUGCUAAAGAGGCUGCUGGUAGCUUGGGUUGGUUGGUGAGGCAACUUUCAUUGGAUCAGUUCAAGAAUGAAAGCAGACGAAUGGUUCCGUCUAGGUUUUUAAUCAGGCAUACCCUAACAAAAAGCUAUUCACUAGACAGAAGUCUCCUUAGGGCCUGCACAAGAAGGCAAGCAUGAUCAGGAAAAUAUCUA
This is a messenger RNA of Magnolia sinica, 1083 nucleotides long. RefSeq names its product serine/threonine-protein phosphatase BSL1-like. The coding region runs from base 550 to 1068 and encodes 172 amino acids. Lineage: Eukaryota; Viridiplantae; Streptophyta; Magnoliopsida; Magnoliales; Magnoliaceae. The transcript is spliced from 3 exons. The record is from RefSeq and is a predicted model, not a curated record.